AUGCAGGGCAUGCUGGAAUAUAUUAAGAUUUAUACUGAUGGAUCUAAAACACAAAAUAGAACCAGCUUCGCCUAUUAUAACUCUUUUUGUAAAAUUGGUAAAGUUUUUGAAUGCAAUAAUCUGAUGUCGAUUUUUUCUGCUGAGAUUCUGGCUAUUAUAUACGCUGUCAAUAGUAUUUUGAUAAAUUCCUGGAAUAGUAACAAGUUUUUAAUUCUGUCUGAUUCUAUGAGUUCUCUUCAAGCUGUUUCUAAGAAAUGUCUUAAUGCUUCCAUGAAUUAUUUAGUGUACGAAUUAAGAAAAGCUGUUAAAAAUGUCUAUAAUGCAGGAUUAACCAUAGAAUUUUGCUGGGUACCAGGCCAUUCGGGUAUACUUGGCAAUGAGCUUGUUGAUACUCUUGCCAAGUCUACAGAGAAUGUCUCACUUUGUGACUUUAAAGUUCCUCAAUCAGAUCUUGUAAUUUUUCUAAAAAAUAAUAUGAUUAAGCGUUGGUCGUUGUAUUUAGAAGCCUCUAGGCAAAUUAAAGGUAAAUGGUUAGCUGAUAUUGCUCCAGAACCCAGUACAAAAGCCUGGUUUGAAAGGGGUUCUUUGUUUCUCGGCAGGCAUUUUAUAUCCGCCAUCUGCAGGUUACGGAUAGGUCAUUGUAAAUUUCCAUCCCACCUAAACCGUCUGAAACUGAAUAACACAGCAGCAUGUACAUAUUGUAAUAACUCUGUAAUUUGUGAUUUAGAUCACAUUAUGUUUGUAUGUAGUAAAUUUAACUUGCAACGAUUAUUAUUUAUUGGUUUAUCUCAUCACUAA
This is a messenger RNA of Pectinophora gossypiella (pink bollworm), 798 nucleotides long. RefSeq lists its product as uncharacterized. Gene Ontology annotation, molecular function: RNA-DNA hybrid ribonuclease activity; nucleic acid binding. The coding region runs from base 1 to 798 and encodes 265 amino acids. Lineage: Eukaryota; Metazoa; Arthropoda; Insecta; Lepidoptera; Gelechiidae. The record is from RefSeq and is a predicted model, not a curated record. The transcript has 3 exons.